Corythoichthys intestinalis (scribbled pipefish) is the source of this 2851-nucleotide messenger RNA. It is a transcript of the gene rad52, whose product is annotated as RAD52 homolog, DNA repair protein. The transcript is spliced from 11 exons. The coding region runs from base 1088 to 2641 and encodes 517 amino acids. Gene Ontology annotation, cellular component: nucleus. Gene Ontology annotation, biological process: double-strand break repair via single-strand annealing; mitotic recombination; DNA recombinase assembly. NCBI's taxonomy places the organism in Eukaryota, Metazoa, Chordata, Actinopteri, Syngnathiformes, Syngnathidae. The record is from RefSeq and is a predicted model, not a curated record.
ACACACUUUUUUUUACCUGGGCUAGCAGUGAAUGAGAUGAGAAAUCCCCGAUGCAAGGUGGCUGUCAGGUACUUACACCGCCAACUCUACCGUUCGUUAUCUAGUCUUACGUUGUAUAUAUCUAUGGGUUUCACAUAAACGCACGCACUAACCCCAGUCUAUAUUAUGCAAAUACUACAUCAACCUCAAAGGAAUGUUUAUAAACAACCCUAAAAUUAUUUUUUAUAGUAUGUUUUAUUGCGCUAAAAAUCAACAGCCCCUUGCGUUCGUGACUGUGUGUUCACCCAGCAGUGCGACACACAUGUUUGCGUGUCGUGUGACAUUUAAUCUGCACUUAUUGGAUCAGAGAGGAGCACAUUAACAUACUUUAAGGCUCAACAACAAAGCGGGGUUGUUGCUUUCAGCAGCCGGUUGCCUUGCCAAAGAACACACGUGAGAGAUAGGAACGUGUGGAGGCUAAUAAUAUCAGCUAAAACUACAGCUAUUUGCGAAUAAAUUUAACAAAAUUACUGUUGACGCGGAAAUUAAAUAUACUGGUCAAUAACAGCACUAUAAUAGAGUUGUAGUAUUAUGUACUGGGCGUAUUUUGACAAUCCUGGAAGUGUGUGAAACUCAGUUUUCCCAUAGACCAAAUCAUUCUGAAUUGGAGAGACUAAGAACAUAUGGGUAAAUUUGUCAAGAAAUUAAAUAACAACAUUCUUAUCAACCUUAAAACACAACAUAUGUCCAGAAUGUAGCGACACGGUGUAUUUUGACUAAGCGUGCCUUUACAUUUGAAGGGAGAUUUCUUUCACUCAGUUUUCCGAUUAAUUGAACUCACCAUUAAACCUACUUCCGGGUUGUCUGAGCGGGAUGUUCGAACGUCAGGCUGAAAUAUAGGAAAAACGACGAGUUUCUUGAAAUUUCAUGGAAUACAUAUUUUCAGUCACAUAUAAGGGGUACUUUUGUGUGUUCUGGAGUACUUUCGUUCACACAAGGCAACCUUAAACAGGAAAUUUAAAAUGUAUUCUUCUGCAGGUGCGUCAUCUUCUUUGGUCAUAGUUAGCUCUUUGCUUCCUCCUCGUGGUUAUCAAGGGGACUUGCAUACAUGCCAAAAGUAUUGGUGGAUGCCUUUCGCCUUCCGACCACGGAUGGCAGUCAUGAGCUAUUCAACGCCACGCCAAAACGAAGAAAACGGCGCGUAAACAAAAUUUUAAAAUGUAUUUCGUCUAAAUUCACUCGUCUAUGUUUUAUUAUUUAUUUUAAAAGCAUUGUAAAAAUGUCCAACCUUUCAGAGGACAGAAAACCUGCUUCUCUCACACGCUUUGGUCAGUGUGCUUACACAGCCGAGGAGCAGCAAGCUGUUCACAAUGCACUUCGACAGAAGCUCGGCCCAGAAUUUAUCAGUACCAGGAUGGCUGGAGGAGGACAAAAGGUGUGCUACGUCGAGGGCCACCGUGUCAUCAGCCUGGCCAAUGAGAUGUUUGGAUAUAACGGCUGGUCUCACUCCAUCUCGCAACAGACCGUCGGUACCGUACGCCUCGACUUUGUCGACCUGGUCAACGGGAGAUUCUACGUUGGCGUGAGCGCUUUUGUCAAAGUGCAACUAAAGGACGGAGCGUUCCAUGAGGACGUGGGUUACGGAGUGAGUGAAGGUCUGAAGUCGAAGGCUUUGUCCCUGGAGAAAGCAAGAAAGGAGGCUGUCACUGAUGGAAUGAAGAGAGCGCUCAAGUGCUUCGGAAACGCAUUGGGAAAUUGCAUCUUAGACAAAACAUACCUACAGGCGAUUAACAAGAUUCCCAAACAGCCGCUGCCCGCUCUGGACCCGGCCCAGACCAAACGCUCGGAAACCGAGCCUUCUUUGGAGAAGGCUCGUUAUGAAAGCUUGCUCCGAGAGGCUCAACCCGCCGUCGCCCAGCCGGUCGUCGAUCUGAGAAAACGCUUUUCAGAAACGCACACCCCUUCAGCUACAGAUGUGGAAAAUAAGAGCGGAGGCUCUAGGCAGAUGGAGACGCCGUCUUCAUCCAAGUUGCUCACAGACCCCAAGCAGCUGCGCAAGCUACGGCAACAGCAGCUUCAACAGAAGUUUCGCAGGGAACUGGAGGCCAAACAGCGGCAGCAGAAGCAAGAGGACAUCAAAACGGAGAACCUGGAGGUGCUCUUUGGAGAAGAUGAUGCCGAAUUUUGGAAUUUGCCCCUGAAUGGAACGGACGAGCCAGGCACGUCCGACAGGGCGCUUAGGCCAAGCACGCCCAAUACUCACAAGAUGCAAACUCGCAGAAAGACGCCACAAAGAACAGGGCAGCAACAGAAGUUCCGCAACGAAAUGGAGGCCAAACAGCAGAAGCAGGAGGACGUCAAAACGGAGAACCUGGAGGUUCUAUUUGGAGAAGAAGAUCCCGGAUUUUGGAAUUUGUCCCCGAAUGGAGUGGAGGAUCAAGGCACGUCUGACAGGGCGCUUAGGCAGAGCACGCCUAAUAAUCGCAAGAUGCAAACUCGCGGAAAGAUGCCACAACUGACGGGGCAGCAGCAGCACUCAGAUGGCAUAGGACAAGCAUGGCUGCAUCAAGGAAGACCAGUUAUUUCUGGAUUUCUUUCAGUUGAACACCGAAGUCCAUACCGUGGCAGUCAGUUCAUGAAGAAACGCAGAUUGGACCCUUGACUUUGACCUUCGUUUUGUUUUAUGUGUUGUACAGAUUUUGUCAAAUGUUUAGUACAAUAGUUAUUCUGCUGUACAGAUUUUGUCAAAUGUUUAAUAAAACCAUUAAACAAAAGGAAUUCUUGCAUGAAAGGGUUAAAUAUUACAGGGCACUCAUUUAGCACAUUGACAGCGCCAAGUUAUUUUCCACUCCAGUCUACUCUCACAUAGAGA